Talpa occidentalis (Iberian mole) is the source of this 5521-nucleotide messenger RNA. RefSeq names its product rho GTPase-activating protein 20-like. Bases 143 to 1897 code for a protein of 584 amino acids. NCBI's taxonomy places the organism in Eukaryota, Metazoa, Chordata, Mammalia, Eulipotyphla, Talpidae. The transcript is spliced from 14 exons. The record is from RefSeq and is a predicted model, not a curated record. Gene Ontology annotation, biological process: signal transduction; regulation of Rho protein signal transduction. Gene Ontology annotation, molecular function: GTPase activator activity.
GUCAUGAGCCAAGGAACCUUGACAUCAUAAUGGCCCGAGCCUUAACUACUACAGAAUCCUCAGGUUCAAGGACUCAUUUACAGCGCUGUGCCAAGUGCUGUAGACACACUCCAUUUUCCUUGGCGACACUCGAAGCUCAAGGAUGUUUACAUCCAUCCAGAAGCGCCUCAAGCUCUUCAGGGGUCCUUCAAGGCAUCCUCAAUCAAGGGGACAUCCUGGUAUGCUGAUGCAGAUCCAGGAUGAAGGGGACAGGUCUGUGAAUGCCAAGCGUACCCUGCUGUUCCACAGUCCUGUGGAAAUUCAGAGUCAGAGUGGCAAGAGGAAGCAUAGGUGGCACCUCUUCUUGUUCAAUGAUGUUUUACUUUUCUCUAAUACCAAGUAUGAGAAAAUCUUUAAGAUAAAAAAGAAAGUCCCCCUGAGCACCAUGUGGACUUGCACCUGCGGGGACAGUGCGGGGCACACCCGCUCCCUAGUGUUGGGCUGGCACCAUGACUGCCUGGUGGCCACCUUCAGUUCUCCACAACUAAAGGGAAGAUGGCAUGCUUUCCUUCAAAGGUACAUCAAUUUAGCUAAGAAGAAGGACAAAGUCAAAACUGCACCUCUUACGAUCUACACAGAGAACAUCAAGAACUGCGCCUUUUUCUUACCUAUGAUCGUUUCUUAUAAAGAUACAGUGAAUGAUGUUAUCAGCAUGUCGCUCCCAAUGCUGGGUGUAACUGGCUCUGAGAAAGACUACCAGUUGUGGGUGCAUGCUGGCAAGGAGGAGGCCCCAUAUCCGCUGGCUGGGAGUGAAUACCUGCUUGGGAACAGGCAAGUCCCUGUGACCACACUCCAGCCUCAACGACUAGAGGACAUCCUCUCCCCCUCUACCCUGGAGGACCAGACAUCUAUGGGUGAAACCCAGUUGGUCCUGAAGCCCAGGCUGCUCACACCUGGGAAGAAGGAGGGGAACGGUACAGAUCUUGUACAGAAGACACGAAUAAAGAAGCUCAGCUGGGCCUGGUGGAGGCGCUCUCGCUCGGGCCCGGAAAGCCAGGGCCCCCCUCCCUCCUCUACAAAGUCAGGCCAGCUAUUUGGGGUGCCUCUGGAAGACCUUUGUGAGAAGAAUGAACUACCCCCACAAAUCUGGGACCUGCUGGUCCAUAUAAAUGACAGAGGGACACAGGCAGAAGGCAUCUUUAAGAAAACUGCCAGCAUGAAAUUCUGCCAAGUCCUCAAAGAAAAGCUCAAUCGAGGGGAGGACGUGAACCUCAACAAUGAAUCUGUUCACGUGGUGGCAUCAGUGCUCAAGGAUUUCCUUCGAAACGUUCCCGGGGGUGUGUUCCCUUCAGGCCUGUACGAAGAAUGGCUUGGUGUCACCGACCAAGGGAAGCAGGAGGAGAAAAUAACUGCCACUCAGAGACUUGUGGACCAACUGCCAGGUGCACACAUUAUUCUCCUGCGCCACCUCUUUGGAGUGCUGUACAACAUGAAGCUGCACUCCUCAGUCACACAGAUGACUGCCUACAACCUGGCAGUAUGUGUGGCCCCCAGCCUGUUCUGUCCUCCAACUUCCGGCUGUCCAGAACUAGUGGAUGCAUUUAGAAAGAAGGUGUGUUUCAUACAACAUAUUUUGGAGAACUGCCAGAUCAUCUUUGGCCAGGACAUCAUGUGUCUUUUUGGAGAAACCUCAAAGGGGGAUGACAGCAGCAAGUCGGCUGAAGGUACAGGCAUCAGUGAAUGGCUUUGGUGGGAGAGACAGCACGUGGCCAGCGGGCAUGGGAGCCGCUGUCCUGGAGCCAGAGCUCAGCCCAAGGACAGUGACUUCCAUGUGCUUCUCCUCUUGGAGGCGGCUCACAGGUCAGGGGUGGGUUCACACUGUCCUGAGACCAGAGGAAGGUCGAGACCAGGUCUCUGACUUCAAGACUUGCUCGUACAGCUCGUAAUAGCCCUCUUUGGUAUGAGCCAAUGUUUGGGAACUUUUGAACAAACUCACUGGAAGCCACAUUAGAUAUCAGGUGUGAUGUGGCUGGAAAGAGAGAGAGGGGUGUGGGGUGUGGGCCCUUUUUUCCCCCCACCUUCUUUUUUCUGCUCAGCAUUCCCCAAGGCAGCACUGGAUCCACAGCUCUUGGAAACAGGUUGAAAGAAACCAGCAUCGUUGAGAACAGAAGACUUGACUUGUGUCAAACAGGUUUACCAGCUGGGUUAUGCUUGCCCAGUUAUUCCAGCUCAGUCUCUGUGUCUUCAUUUGUAAGAUGUGUAUAAAAUGAUAGCACAUAUAUUGGAAUAAAGUUUAAAGAUCAUAAUGGAUGUGACGUAAAUGGGGCUGGAGAAGUUUGCCUGAGAUGAGAGCUAGUAUGGUCUAGGCCUCACUAGUCAGAGACGAGUAGCAGCACUCUUCUUAUGGGGCAGAGUUGAGAUUCAGAACCAGAGCACAUGCAUCAAGUUGGAGUACUGACAUUUCUCUAGGAAAUCGUUGGCAAAUGCUUUACCCCAGAAUGGAGAAGAGUGAGGUGUCUGAGAAUGUGCUUAGACUAAGACCACUGUCUGUUUGGCUUUUCAGAAGUGACAACGUCCCCCCCUGUGACUUCAGAGCCAGUGUCUACAUUUCCUCAGCAAUGCCACACCUGCAGCAUGCAGAGGUCAUGGAGUGACCCCCUGGGAUGGAGCCUGGCACCCCUGGCUUCUCUUGGUUCCAGCAGAGCCCUUGCAAGCAGGGAGAAGACGAUGACAUUUCCUCCAGGACGUCGCGUGGACAUCUGCCCCCUGCGAUCAAGACACCAGCCCAGCCUGAGGGAUUAUUGCCAGCAGAGCACAGAGGCUGAACCCAUCUACAACAUCUUGACAGAGGGGUCUGCUGAAAAGGAGGUGUAGCCAGCCAGUCCCUUAUGCAAAACUUAAAGGGAGCUGUACUUCAUUCUCUCUGUCUCAGGACGGCUGUUGGAGGGUGCCACCUAUCAGCAGGGUUUUGCAGGGGCCUUUAUCCCUGAAAUAUGAGGAAAACCCCCAUGUUAAUCUCACCCACAGCAUGCCAGUGGCACACCCCUUCUGCAUGCACCCUGCAUUUCCUGUGGCUGCAUUCCAUCCACCUCACAGCUAACUGGAUCCUCUGCCUUUCCCUUCAUGUGCUGGCUCUCCCUCCCCCUUUACCUUGCAUGUGUAAAUAAAUUUUUGUUUUUGUUUGUUUUCCAAAUCAUGCCUUUAAAACUAUUCUGUUUAUAUUUGUGUGCAAAUGCUCAGACCUACAACCGUCAGACAGAAUGGGUCUGCUAUCAGAUAUUAACAUUUGACCACUUAACUGCAAAUGCUAUUUGUUGAACAUUUACAGUAAAUGAAAGACUGACUGGUUCAGAUCAUCCCCUCUUUUUGGUCCAUCCAAGUCAGGACGUCAUUUACUCAUAUGUUCUGAAUGCCUCCAGCGUUCAAUAGCUGUUAAAUUCAAUUAUGUGGGAUGUGCUGCAUGGUUCUUGGUAUGAGGUUGACCAUACACUGAGGACAGAACAUGUCCCUUAAACUAUGUGCUGUGCUGCUUACUUGGUAAAAAUACUUUGAAACAAGAAUCACUGAUCUAUCUGGUAUAGAGUCUUCCCUGCAUGAACUUAAUAAUCCAGUAAGGAACAUCAUAUUUGUAUUCGAAUAACUUGUGGUACGCAUAUGGAAACUAUAAACAUCUUUAGUAGGGUCAAAUUUCAAUCCACAGUCCUCUAAGAAAGGGUGAUUUGGGUUGUGCUGCAGGGUUAUUGGUAGGAGGUAUGCAUGGGUUGUGAUUAUACACUAAGGAAAAAGCAUGUCCCUUAAAGUACUUGCCUCUCGCAGGAGACUAUCCCUGUGAGGAGUGAUAAGGGGUCCACACUGGCAGGAGGCUUGGUAUCUGCUGAGGCAGCUGGCUUUGAGCCGUCAUGUUCCUUCAGACCUGCUUGGCCUCCUGGGAUCUAUCCUGUCUGCAUCAGUCUCAUCUGUCGUGUGGCCCAUUUUCCAGUGGAAGGGAACUGUCUUUACGUAAGAUGUUUUCAGUGGUCUACUGUAGUUUAGAUACAUGACACUGAAGAAGCUGUCAAAACACCUUGUGAGCAAAUGAAAAUAAUGUUCAGUCCCACUACCAAGAAAUCCAAGGACAAUGCCCUACACAGCUCAGAAUGGCUGGGAAAAAAAAAAAAACACCAAAUCCCAGUGUGGAAGUGGGAAAGCUGAAUCACACCUACAGGGCUUGCAAACAUGAGAUUCUACAGACAUUCUAAAAAACAGUUAUACAAUCUUUAAGAGGCUAGAUUACAUACAACUCAAAAAACCAAAACAUCAACUACCACACAACCCAGCAAUUCUACUCCAUGGAGCAAGAACGGAGAUUUAUAUCAAUCUAUAUCGAUACACCAGGAUAUAGAUACUUGGAGAAGAUAUUUACAGUCAAAAUUGGAAACAAACCAGUGGUCCCUCAGCACUGUCUUGUGACAAAGCUGAGACACAACCAUGUCAUGGGAAACUACUAAGUGACACAAGACAUGAACUGUCAGUGCAGGCUACAAUCGGGUGAAUCUCCAGUGAUGCUGAAUGUGGACAAAAGCAACACCAGAAAGGUUACAUAGGUAUGAGCUCAUGUCUGUAAUAUUCUGGAAAUGGUACAGUUGUGGAAAUGGUUGGCAGAUUGCGAGUUGCCGGGGAAUCAAGAGUUGGUAGAGGUGGGUGGCAGUUGUGUGUGCUUGUAGAGGAUAAUGUGAAGAUAUCUGUGGUGACUGAGAGAUUCUGGUCUUAUCAGGGCUCAUAUGCUAGUGAAUAUGUUGUACCCCAGCUUGGAGGGAUAUUACCAUUAAGGGAAACUGAGUGAAAGGCUUACAGAAUCUCUCAUUAUUUCUUCCAACUGUCUGAGAAUUUACAGUUAUCUCAAACAGAUUAUUUUUUAAAAGUCAAAAGAUGCUACCAGGCAGCAAGUAUGGCACUGUGUCAGUUUGGCAGUUAAUGUCAUGAACCAAAGAACCUGACAUUUUAAUGGCCCGAGCCUUCACUACUACAGAUUCCUCAGGUUCAAGGACUCAUUUACAGUGCUGUGCCAAGUGCUGUAGACACACUCCAUUAUCAGUGGUGAGAAUCGAAGCUCAAAUGAUGUUCACAUCCAUCCAGAAACGCUUAAACUUCUUCAGGGGUUCUUUGAGGUAUCAUUACUCAAGGCAAACUCUUAAUGUGCUGCUUUUAAGCAUCAGAAGAGGUUGGCAAUCACAGAAGGGGUUGUCUCCUUUCCUCUGAAAUAUAUUAACUGAUUCUUAACUUCUGCUCUGCUUUCAUGCAAAACACUUGUUGAUUAGACUCAGUGUUGCUGAAUAAAAGACAGCCGAAUUUGUGUUGUCCGGGGAGACCGCUUCCUGAAUCCAUGCAAGGAAACUCUGUGGAUCUAUGAAAAUAUCUGCCUCUUCCUGAAAAAAUUUCAUGUUCUCUUCCAUUUAGUUUUUUACCUCUAUACCAGAGUCCUGUGAGAAUUACUCAUAACUCAACCCAAUCAUAGCUAAGUUCCUCCUGUGUUUAAAAAGUUUUGGAUAAAUAUUGUAUUCAC